Molecule: messenger RNA, 3389 nt
Organism: Ictidomys tridecemlineatus (thirteen-lined ground squirrel)
Lineage: Eukaryota; Metazoa; Chordata; Mammalia; Rodentia; Sciuridae
Gene: Fchsd1
Product: FCH and double SH3 domains 1
Biological process (GO): regulation of actin filament polymerization; neuromuscular synaptic transmission
Cellular component (GO): neuromuscular junction; recycling endosome
Molecular function (GO): protein binding
Source: RefSeq, a predicted model, not a curated record
GACAAGGCGUAGGCGGAGCGAGGGCGGAGCUGGGCCCGACCUGGGGCGGGGCCUCGCCGUGGGCGGGUCUUUGUCGAGUUCCGGAGUCGAGUCGCUGGCUGUCUUAACCAGAGUGGAGAUGCAGCCGCCGCCCCGAAAAGUUAAGCCCGCCCAGGAGGUGAAGCUUCGCUUUCUGGAGCAACUGAGCAUCCUUCAGACCCGGCAGCAGAAGGAGGCCGAUCUGCUGGAGGACAUCAGAUCUUACAGCAAGCAGAGGGCAGCCAUUGAACGGGAGUAUGGGCAGGCACUCCAGAAACUGGCUGGGCCAUUCCUGAAGAGGGAAGGGCAACGCAGUGGGGACAUGGAUAGCAGGACAGUGUUUGGUGCCUGGCGCUGCUUGCUGGAUGCCACCGUGGCUGGGGGCCAAACCCGGCUCCAGGCGUCUGAUCGAUACCGUGACCUAGCGGGGGGCACAGGGCGGAGUGCCAAGGAGCAGGUGCUUAGGAAGGGAACAGAGAGUCUGCAGAGGGCGCAGGCAGAGGUGCUGCAGUCUGUCCGGGAACUGAGCCGAAGUCGGAAGCUGUAUGGGCAACGGGAGCGUGUAUGGGCUUUGGCACAGGAGAAAGCAGCUGAUGUCCAGGCCAGGCUGAACCGAAGUGACCAUGGGAUCUUCCACUCUCGGACCAGUCUCCAGAAACUAAGUUCUAAGCUGUCGGCCCAAUCAGUCCAGUACUCCCAGCAGCUGAGAGCAGCCCGCAAUGAGUACCUGCUCAACUUGGUGGCCACCAAUGCCCACCUUGACCACUACUACCAGGAGGAACUGCCAGCUCUGCUCAAGGCCCUCGUCAGCGAGUUGUCAGAACACUUGAGGGACCCUCUGAACUUACUGAGCCGUACUGAGCUGGAAGCUGCAGAGAUGGUCUUGGAGCAUGCCCGCCUUGCAGGGCAGGCAACCUCCCAGGUAAACUGGGAGCAGGAUGUGAAGCUGUUUCUUCAGGAGCCUGGAGUCUUUUCCCCUACCCCACCUCAGCAAUUUCAGCCAGCAGGGGCUGAUCAGGUGUGUGCCCUGGAGAGGGGAACAGGAGGUAUGGCUGGGGAGAGCGGCCUAGAGAAAGAGAUCCAGCGCUGGACAAGCCGAGCCGCCCGAGACUAUAAGAUCCAACACCAUGGGCAUUGGGUACUGCAGCGACUGGAGCAGAGGCGGCAGCAGGCUCCAGAGCGUGAGGCCCCAGGCAUAGAACAGCGACUACAGGAAGUGAGGGACAGCAUCCGUCGGGCACAGGUGAGCCAGGUGAAGGGGGCUGCUCGGCUGGCCCUGCUGCAGGGGGCUGGCCUAGAUGUGCAGCACUGGCUCAAGCCAGCCAUGACCCAGGCCCAAGAUGAGGUGGAGCAGGAGCGACGGCUCAGUGAGGCUCGGCUGUCCCAGAGAGACCUCUCCCCAACGGCUGAGGAUGCUGAGCUUUCUGACUUUGAUGAAUGCGAGGAGGCAGGGGAGCUCUUUGAGGAGCCUGCCCCACCGGCCCUAGCCACCAGGCCCUUCCCCUGCCCUGCACAUGUGGUGUUUGGCUAUCAGGCAGGGCAUGAGGAUGAGCUGACCAUCACGGAGGGUGAAUGGCUGGAGGUCAUAGAGGAGGGAGAUGCUGAUGAAUGGGUCAAGGCUCGGAACCAGCAUGGUGAGGUGGGCUUUGUCCCUGAGCGGUAUCUCAACUUCCCGGAUCUCUCCCUUCCUGAGAGUGGCCGUGACAGUGACAUUCCCUUGGGUGUAGAGCCCACAGCAUUUCUCGCCCGCGCACUAUAUAGCUACACGGGACAGAGUGAAGAGGAGCUGAGCUUCCCAGAAGGGGCACUUAUCCGCCUGUUACCCCGGGCCCAAGAUGGAGUAGAUGAUGGCUUCUGGAGGGGAGAAUUUGGGGGCCAUGUUGGAGUCUUUCCCUCCCUGUUGGUGGAGGAGCUGCUUGGUCCUCCAGGGCCACCUGAACUCUGUGAUCCUGAACAGACACUGCCAUCCCCUUCUCCUCCCAGUUUCUCCCCACCUGCACCCACCUCUGCCUUGGAUGGACCUUCUGCACCUGUCCUGCCUGGAGAUAAAGCUCUGGACAGCUCUGGACCCUUAGACUUGAUGGCACCUCGACUCAGGCCGAUGCGUCCGCCACCUCCCCCGCCGGCUAAAGCUCCAGAUCCUGGCCAUCCAGAUUCCCUCACUUGAAGCUGGGGUAUCACUGCCCCCAAGCAAUGAUGCUGCCCUAUCUCCAUGAUGUCAGAGACCACCCCUCAAUGAUCCACAGCCACACAGCCAAAAGCUGGAAUCUUUCCCACAUCUACUUUCAUCUCCAGGGUUAGAAACUUCCCCUCUCCCCAUUUUUGGGGCAAGAAUCCAUUUCUCCAGUUGUCCUCCUGCCAUCUUUAGGGCUGUAACUACCCCUUCAUUUGCCAUUGCCCCAUCUCUACGGUGGUGAAAUACCCUGAAAUCUUGGGGCUAAAUCUCAUUCCCGAAGUCCUGACUGGCUCUGGUCCAUCUCAUCUCCACCCUGGCUCUGUAGCCCACCCCACUUUGGAUGCCAGGGUCACUUGGGUUGGAGCCGGGACAGGAGCUAGCCUUGGGAGUCAGAAGGAGCCAGUAUGCGAAGCAGCUGUAAUGGUCUGAGCGGAUUUAUUGACAGUGAAUAAAGGGCACGAAGGCCAAGCCAGGGCCUGGACCUCUUUUGCCAAGAGGGCAGGGAGCCUAAGGUGCUAUUGCUUUCGGGCCCCACCAAAGGCAGGAACCUGGUCCCAGCUGCCACGCUCUAUCAAUAUGGAGCGAGGUGUUGGGGAAGGCAGGCAGGGGAAGGGAAGGAAACCGAGGGUCCACGAGUGGAGGGACUUUUCCCAAGUUCCCUCAGCCUGAGACCGUGCAACUCCAGGUGAAAGUAGAGCUGGUCCCUCAACUGGGAGCAGUGCUGUCCAGUGAAGGGGAGGGCCUUCAUGCCCACCUACUCCCUGACCCUGCCAGCUGGUGGUCCAUCAGCACAAUGAAGAAUGAGGCUUGGAGAAGAGGAAGGGGAAGAGUUGCUUCCUGUUUAAGCUGUGUCCUAGCUUUUCCCCAGGGGCAGCCCAUCCUUCCCUGUUCUCUGGAGCACAUACCCACUCCCUACCACCAGCCAAGGAAUUUGUAGCAAGCACAGGCUUAGCCUAGAGCUCACCCUGGAGUUUCAGGAGAUGAUGGGCUAAGUAAUUUAGGUAGGGGGUGGGAGGACAAGAUUAUCUGAUUUGGGGUUCAAACUCACCUCACAUACCCCCUGCUCCCUGUGGUGGAGACACCUGAGAGAAAGGGGAGACAUCAACAAUGGGAACAGGAGGUGAUUCAUAUCAUUGCUCUCCAGAGUAAGGGGCAAUAAAACUGAGCCCAGUGCAGCCCUGGCCGCAUCUUCAUA